Messenger RNA from Syngnathus typhle (broad-nosed pipefish), 16320 nucleotides. It is a transcript of the gene ush2a, whose product is annotated as Usher syndrome 2A (autosomal recessive, mild). Lineage: Eukaryota; Metazoa; Chordata; Actinopteri; Syngnathiformes; Syngnathidae. Gene Ontology annotation, molecular function: protein binding. The coding region runs from base 1 to 15813 and encodes 5270 amino acids. The transcript is spliced from 93 exons. The record is from RefSeq and is a predicted model, not a curated record.
AUGUUGGUGAUGAGGUGGCAAGCUAUCUUCUUCUGUAUAUGUGUCCUCUUCAUUGGCCUGGUUCCAAAACCUGCUUCAUCACAGGGACAUUUCCCGCCAAUGGAGAACAUUGGUGCCUUCAAACCCGUGUCCACCUCGCCGCCUCGUUUUAGCUGUGGGGUUCCGGAUCGGAGCGUCUACUGCCGGACGGCUUCCUCACAAGCCGAGCUUCUGACGUGCCAUCGGGCCUCCUGCAUCCAGGAGUGUCCCUAUAGAGACUCCAUGCCACCUUAUGCCCCACUACUAUUGCCUGCUUACAGGGAUGCUUGCCUCACAGAAGAUGCUAAAGACAUUCAUCCUAUCCUCCGUCAGAGAUCACAGUUGAACCGCUUGACCACAUCGAUGUCAAGCAGGGAUUCCCGUAGUGUUGUGUUUCCUCAAGGCCAGCAGGAAUGUCUGCUGUCUCCUCCCUCUCAGAAGAUGGGAGAUUCGGGAUCCCUCACUCUGGCGUUGUGGAUUAAACCAAGCUCUCUCGGAGAGAUGAUGCUGUUGGAGAAAAGCUCAAGGGACCAGUCAGUCUUUGCAGUGACAGUGUCGGAAAGGGACGUCAGUCUAAAGUACACUCAGUCCACAAGUUCAGAACCUCUGAUUGUCAGCUUUAAAACCGAGGGACGGCUCGUUGUGGAUACGUGGACACACAUUGUUUUACAGGUGCACGACAGACAUGCCAGUUUGUUCCUGAAUGGGCUGGAGGAGGACGGGACACCUUUUGAGACCCAAUCAUUGCCCUUCAGAUUGCAUGACAGCAAUGAGGACAGCACCAUGAGGGUGGGACUCGGCUCCAAAGGGUCCAAUCAGUUCAUGGGGCGGAUGCAGGACUUUAGAUUUUAUCCUGCCACUUUGACCAACAGGGAAAUAGUAGAGAUUUAUUCCGGUGUCCUGCCACAGCUCCAUUCUCAGUCUGAAUGUCGCUGCCCUGCCACUCAUCCCAGAGUGCAUCCCUUAGUAGAAAGAUAUUGUAUCCCCAAUGGCGUUGAAGACACUACCAAUGACAGAGUUUUAAGACUUAACCUGAAUGCACACCCACUGGCUUACAUCAACGACCAAGACAUGGGGACCAUGUGGCGCUCCAAGCUCAUGACUAUGCAGGAAUUGGACGAAGGCUUCACUAUAACUGUGGAUCUAGCAAAUGGACAGUACCAGGUAUUCUAUGUCUUAAUUCAGUUUGCUGGCCCGUUGCCUGAGUCGCUCUUGAUCCAAAGGCAAAGACUCACUGAUCAGCAGAACAGCACCAACGGAGAGCAGCCCUGGUUGGACUGGCAGUAUGUGGCCAAAGACUGCAGUGUAUUUGACAUGCAGAACAAUGGCCCGCUGCUGACACCGGACUCAGUCAACUGUCUACAACUGCCCAGUGAGGAGCACUACUCUGGCGGUAACAUCACAAUCAGCCUGCUGAGCUCAGAACCAAACUCGAGGCCAGGCUAUAAUGAUUUCUACAACACUCCGAGUCUUCAGGAGAUGGUGCAUGCCACUCAGGUGCGGCUACAUCUGGGAGGACAGUACCACACCAGAGCAGCCGGGGUGGACCACCGACACAGACACUAUGCUGUCAAUGAAAUAACAAUCAGUGGCAGAUGUGAGUGUCAUGGCCACGCAGAUCACUGCGAUACCAGCGUAUCACCCUACCGCUGCCUGUGCCUGGCUGAAAGCCACACUGAGGGAAACAAUUGCCAACGUUGCGCAUCCCUCUACAAUGACAAACCCUUCCGGCCCGGUGAUCAACUCCAACCAAUGAACUGUCGGCCUUGUCAGUGCCACGGCCACGCCCACUCCUGUCACUACGAGGUCUGGGCUGAUGAUCAACCAACCGAACGAUAUCUCGGAGGGGGAGGAGUCUGUGACAACUGCAUGCACAAUACUACGGGUAGGAACUGUGAGCUGUGCGUAAGUGGAUUUUUCAGGCUGGAGCAGUCAGAUGCCACUUCAGUCCACGUGUGCCAGCCCUGUGAAUGUCACACUGCUGGAACUGUCAAUGGCAGCACUGAGUGUUUCCAGCUCGGAGGCCAGUGUCAGUGCAAGGCCGCUGUAGAGGGACGGCGCUGUGCGGAUUGCUCACCUGGCUGGUAUGGUCUUCAAGCUUCCAAUCCAGAGGGCUGCACUCGCUGUAACUGCAGUGGCAUAGGGACCGUCAUCUCCUCCACGGGAAGGGUUGCCAGCUGCAACCGGCAUACAGGACAGUGUCGGUGCAAACUCCAUGUGACAGGUCUGUCUUGCGACCGUUGUGAAUUUGGUUUUUGGAACCUGUCCCAUGCAGACGGCUGCGUUCCGUGUAAUUGUGACCCCAUGGGUUCCCUCAGCCCAUUCUGUGAGCCUGAGGGGGGCCAAUGUGAGUGUAAGCCCGGGGUGGGAGGUCAGCGCUGUGAUUCAUGUGGUCCUGGUUUGACUGGUUUGAGGCUGGAGGGAACAUGCACCCCCUGCAACUGCUCAAAAGAAGGAACGCUACCUGGGACGGAUUGUGAUCCUCACACAGGCCAAUGCGUGUGCAAGGAACAUGUGGAAGGCCAUCUUUGUGACACUUGUCGUCAAGGUUACCACACCAUGGAACGGCGAAAUUCUCUGGGCUGUCUGCCGUGUGCGUGCGACAUCAACGGCACCGCGCCGGAGGGAGUAUGUGAUAUGCGGACUGGCCAGUGCCCAUGCAGGGAGGGGGUCGAGGGCAUGCAGUGCACCAACUGUGCCCCCAACUACUUUAACACAAGUUUAGAUAUCCAGAAUGGCUCAGUCCAGGGUUGUGCUCCUUGCACAUGUGACCCAAGAGGAACAGUGACUGGCUCAGUGUGUGAUAGCUCGACAGGACAGUGCAUGUGCAAGCCAACACGCUAUGGGAAAGACUGCAGCGCAUGCCGACCAGGUUUCUACCUUUCUCCAGGUCAGAGUAUGUGUGUGGAGUGUGACUGCCAUCCCAUGGGGGCAGUACAACGCAAGUGUGAACGCCAAACUGGCCAGUGUAUGUGUGCCCAUCCCUCGGUGGGAGGGCGGCGUUGUGAUCGCUGUCAGGAGACCUUCUUUGGUUUCAACCCUGGUCUAGGAAGAUGCCAACCAUGUGCUUGUGACCCGGUGGGCAGUGUCAAUGGCUCCUGUGAUUUAGAUUUAGGACUGUGUCAGUGUAAGCUGCUGGUUACUGGGGCCAAAUGUGAUGAGUGUCAACACGGAGCAAGCCUUUUACGUGCAGAGAACAUCUAUGGCUGUAGUAAAGCCCCAUCACAGCAACCUGCCCCUGUAGCUUUUGCUCUCAGCUUUUCUUCCAUUAAUUUGACUUGGCAUCAGCCUGACUCCCCAAACUCCAACAUCCUCAACUACACUCUCAUAAGAGACAGGCAGCCCGUGCACAGCAUACAGCGUCGCUAUCCUUUCAGUGCUGAAUCAUUCACAGACGUCAACUUGUCUCCUUAUACCAACUAUUCCUACUGGCUAAUUACGGCUAACGUAGCCGGUGAGACAGUUAGCGCCACUUCUUACUACCAAACUUUGGCCGCACCGCCUAAAUUGGACCAGCUGAAUUUCAAUCUUGUGGGAAGACCCGGCCCUACCAGUGCCAGCUUUAGCUGGAGCUCUCCACUGAAUAACACCGGCCCAGUGGAGAGGUUUGUGUUGUCGUCAACAGAAUCAUCUAGUGGAGCCGAGCCUGUCAUCCACUACACAGGUUUAUUGACUGAGGCAGUGGCAAGUGGCCUAAAAGCCUUCACCCAGUACACUGUCACUUUGGAGGCGUGUUCAUCUGGAGGCUGCACUUCCACUUCACCCUUGUCACUGCUGACAGCUGCUGCACCCCCACAAAACCAAUCGCCACCCAAGGUCACUGCCACUGGACCUCACUCCCUGUUUGCUUCAUGGGAGCCACCCGUUCAGCCAAACGGAGUUAUCACAAGGUACGAGCUGUUUUUACGGGGGCCGGCGGAGUCUCACAGCCUGUCAACUCUGACUGGUGAAAAGAGGAUCUUUGUCAGCACCGGGUGGCUGGAUCCAAGCGCCACCCCAUUCCAAGCACAGCUCGUCAACGGGAGCAGCGCUUUGCCCCCUGAGAGCAGCACCGUUGUGGCCGGCCUGCAAGCCUUCUCCACCUAUCAGAUGAGAGUCGCUAGCGUCAAUAUGGCAGGAAGUGUCACAUCAGGGUGGAGCACCGCACGCACAACGGAGGGAGUUCCAGAGUUGAUGGCUCCUCCGGAUGUGACUGCGCUCUCCUCCACCAGUCUUAAAGUCACAUGGAAUACUUCUGAAGGUCAUGGGGUCAUUGCCAGAGGGCAGGUGAUAGAAUAUCAUGUCAAUAUGCUGACGGAACAGACCAACAGCACUUAUGCUCCUCCAGUUGUCAGCCAGGUCCUGCAGCGGUUUGGAGCCUCUGCCCAGCCCCUUUACAUAGCAAAAGGAUUGAAGCCUUACCAUCUGUACAACUUUACUGUGACACUCUGCACAAAGAAAGGCUGCAUUACUAGUCUUGCAAGAUCUGGACAGACACAUCCAGCAGCUCCAACAGGAUUGUCUGCACCUCGACUAUUCUCAGUCAACGAAAGUACCAUUGAGAUAGACUGGAAUGUCCCAGCUCAACUCAAUGGACCACCCCCUAUGUACCAGGUGGAGAGGACAGACGUGUCUCUUUCUAACCCUCAAGGUCCUUUCAUCAGAGGCACCAGGUUCUCUGGCAGUGGUUACUACCAGUUUCCUAGUGACACCUUGCCUGUGAACACCGAUUUCACUGGUGUUGAGUUGAGUUUCAAGACUCACUCUCCAGAUGGCUUGCUGCUCUGUGCCCUGUCUCCUGGACGUCAGGAAGAAUUUCUGGCUAUUCAGAUUCAAAAUGGACACCCCUACUUUUUGUUUGACCCUCAGGGCUCAGUCGUGGCUGUGAGCGCACAAGGGGACGGAGAACGCCGCUACAACGAUGGAAAAUGGCACCACAUCAUUGCAACAAGGCGAGGGGCCGUGGGAACAAUCGUUGUGAACAAUCAAUACAGAGGUAGUUCCUCAGCAUCCAGUGGCAGCAAGAUAAUUGGUGAGAAUACAGGAGUUUUCGUUGGAGGCCUGCCAAAAGAGUUUGCUCUGCAGCGAAAAGAUUCAGGGUCUGCCCAGCUGAUACGACAGGGUUUCUCUGGUUGCCUGAGAGACCUGCGUUUCAAGAUGACUGACAGCCCCUCGGAGCAGUGGAGAUCUCUGGACUGGACAAAAGCCACAAAUAAAAUGUCAGCCUAUGAAAGCUGGGAGGGAUGCCCCAUUCAUACUGUGGAGGGAGCCCAUUUUCUGGGUCAUGGUUACCUGGAGUUAAAUAGAGAUGUGUUUAGUGGAGGAAAGGACUUUGACAUUUCAAUGGAGUUCAGAACAGAUCAACUGAAUGCACUUUUGCUCUUUACAUACAACACAAAGAGAGAUGACUAUAUGCUGGUGGAGCUGAAGAGCGGUCUCCUGUCAUUCCUUCUUUCCACCGGAGGUCACGUGACCGAGCUUAGCAUGUGGGCGGGGCUUAGCUACUGCGAUGGAGACUGGAAGCAGCUUUCCUUGGCGAAACACAGCUCGCUCAUCUCUGCUGUUGUCGAUGACUGGGCAGAGGAGACGAGGGAAGCGGGAACGGCGGGGAGGCUUCAGGUUGACUCACCGUUAUACGUGGGUGGGGUGCCCCCUCAACUCAAACACAGGGCUCUGGACAUCCACAGUCACAGACAUGGCUUUGGAGGUUGCAUAAGAGGCCUCACCAUUCAAAGUGAUAAAACAAGCCCUCCUGUCAGUCAAAGUGUUAAUCUCUCCGUAGCCUCGGGACGCUCCGUUAGAAUCUACCUCGACGGGUGUCCUAACAGUGAAAGUCGUUACAACUGCAGGGGGAAUGAUUCAGUGUUGGCCUUCACUGGUAGAGAGACACACGCCUUUGAUUACAGUCUGCAGCCAUUCACUGAAUACUUAUACAGGAUCAUAGCUCUGGGCGCAGGAGGCUGGACAGCCUCGCCUUGGCAAAGAGGACGCAGCUGCGGCAAAGUACCAAGCUUCAUUCCACCUCCUUCUGCUAUGCAGUGUCUGAAUGGUUUCAGUGCCAAGGUGAGCUGGGCUCCACCCAUUGGUGAUGUCAGAGGUGUGAUUGACAGGUAUGAGUUGCGAGCCUACCAAAGAGAUCAGCCAGAGAUGCCGCCGAUCAAAACCGUACACCUGGCUAAUGGAAACUUCACAGGCAUGUUGUCCGGUCUCACUCCGGCCACUCAAUACGUGGUCACUGUAAGUGCUUGUUUUACGUCUGGCUGCACAGAGAGUCUUGGCAAUGAGCACUCCGAUGUUACUGAUUUGAGAUCAGUCCUCAAAACUCCAGAGGAAGCUCCUGAUGCUGUUUUUGCUCCAAAUGCACUCUCCUCGCCCUCAGCUCUUUUUGUGACCUGGAAACCUCCCGCAAGGCCCAAUGGUGUCAUCACAAGGUACCGCCUCUAUCAGAAUAACCAAAUGGUCUACAGCGGGGAGGAGGGACACCACAACAUUACCGGGCUUGGCGUCUAUACUGCUCACGUACUGCUGCUGUCUGCAUGCACUGCUGUGGGAUGCACCAACAGUUCAAAGGUCACAGUGUUGACCUCUCAGCUUCCUCCCGGCCCGCUACGAGCGCCAACUCUGACCUUGCUCGACUCGCGGACCAUUCUGGUGGAGUGGUCUCGCCCCUCUCAGGUCAAUGGUGCUCUGGAGUUCUAUUCCAUCUUGGUGUCACAGAAUGGGGCGGAGCCUACCAUAGUCCACAACAGUUCUGAACUUAUUGAAGAGCACACGCUCCGCGACCUCACCCCUGGCACGGCCUACACCAUCACAGUGGCCGCUUGCACAGGCGGUGGCUGCACACGAAGCCCUUCCGCUCAGGCUGUCACUGAGGAAAGCACCCCGGAGAAUGUCCCGGCACCACUGGUCACCCCUUUGUCCCCGCAUGCUCUGCACAUCAGGUGGACACCUCCUGAUACUCCAAAUGGCAUCAUAACCAGCUACAGCCUUUGGAUGGACAGUGUUCUUAUAUUCAACGCCAGUUCCUCCCAGAGUUUCUUUGAGGUGACGGAGCUUUCCCCGUGGAGCAGACACGUCCUGAGGCUGCAGGCGUGCACGGCUCGUGGCUGUGGCAAGGGACCAAUGGUGGAAGUACGCACAUUAGAGAUGGCCCCCGAAGGCCCAAUACUGCUAGAAUUGACCAAUCACAGCUCUCGGUCACUACGAGCCCGCUGGACUGCACCACCUCGACCUAAUGGCUACAUGAGCUACUCCCUACACCAAAGAAGUCAAGAUGGCGACGCGGCGCUGGACGCGGGCACGGCUGCCGGCGGGUGGCUGACUUUGACGGACCUGCAGCCGUACACCGACUACAGUUUCUGGGUGGAAGGUUGCAACACGCAGGGGUGUGUUGAGAGCCCGACCCUUCACGUGACUACGUCUCCAGCAGCUCCAGACGGAUUGUCUGCCUUGAGACUCAGUCAUUCUACCAGCACCAGUCUAAAUGUGUCUUGGUCCGAACCAACCCGCGCCAACGCCCCGGGCCCUCUUCGCUACGGCCUUCAAAUGAGGACAUCACCCCAGAAAGCUAUGAUAAGGCUCCUGGAAAACAUGACAGAUACGUUCUCUUACAACGUGCCGGGCCUUUCUCCGUAUACUGAGUAUCAAUUCCGACUUGUGGUGUCGCACACACAUGGACAGACUGCAGGCGUUUGGGAAACCCUCCGAACAGCAGAGGACCUUAAUGUUUCAGGGAACACCACAAGCUACACUUUCCUUCACCUCCUGCCAUACCAGUCCUACCACCUUCAGAUGGAAGCCUGCACCAGUGUCGGUUGCGCCGUGUCCAAAGCUCUGCACUUUCGAACCUUGCCAGCUCCUCCUGAAGGCCUCCCGGCACCUCACCUUUAUUCUGACACCCCUACCUCGGUGCUUCUGUCCUGGGGUGCACCACAAAACCCCAACGGACUUUUGGAGCGGUGGCUAAUUGAACGGAAAGUUUCUGGGACGGAACAGAUCUCCACAGUAGGCCAUCUUCCUCCAGACCCUCUUCCUCUUUCCUUUCUGGACUCCUCAUCAGCACUUAGUCCAUGGACAAGUUAUCACUAUAGACUUGUUCUCCAAAAUCAGGCUGGCACUUCCACAGGACCUUGGGUGGGUAUCACCACCAGACCUUCCAGACCUGCUGGUGUUACUCCGCCAAGGGUCAAAGUGUUGGGACCGGAGUCACUACAGGUCACAUGGUCUCCACCUUUAAUUCCCAACGGUGAGAUCGAAGGUUACGAAAUCCGUCUCCCAGUGCCUCGCAUCUUCCACAACGGCGGCAAUACGUCUGAGCUUGUCGUGACAAUAGCGGACUUAAUUCCUUACACAAACUACAGCGUCAGUGUGCUGGUGUGUUCCAAUGGGGGUGGAUAUGUUGGCGGAUGCACAGAAAGUCUGCCCUCUCCGGCUACCACAUUAGCCACCAGCCCCCAAGGCCUCGCACCGCUGUCAGUGGUGGCCGUCAGUGAGUCCUUCCUUGCGGUCUCUUGGCAACCUCCACACAGACCUAAUGGACCAAACAUCAGAUAUGAGUUGCUGCGACGUAAAAGCCACCAGCCUCUGGCCGUCAGUGUGGUCCCCAUGGUAACAGCCCCAUCCCAUAACCCUUCCCAAGAUCUCCAUCGCUGGUUCCAUGUUUACUCCGGCACCAAAUUGUUCUACCAAGAUAAAGGCCUAAGCAGAUUUACCCAGUACCAAUAUCAGUUAGUGGUAUGGAAUGAUGCGGGCUUCACUUCAGGAGAAAUUGUUACUGCGGUUACCAUGGCUGGGAUUCCUCUCCAAAGUCCAACUCUAUUUGCAUACGCUGUCAAUCACACAGCGCUUCACGCCAACUGGACACCACCCUCGUUGCACAACCUGCAGGGUGACGUGGAGUCCUACUUUCUUUCAGUCAUCUCUGCCAACUCCAGACAAACCUUUGUGUUUCCCCCAGAAAUCCUCUCCGCAGUUGUGACUGACCUUUGGCCCAGGACCACCUACACAGUGUCAAUACACGUGUCUAAUGGUGCACAUAAUACAACCAAGUCGCUAGUUAAUGUCACCACAGAGGAUGGAGAGCCAGAUGGGAUGUCUGCCCCAGAGGUGGUUCCGGUUAACGGCAGUGCUGUUCGCGUGCUCUGGUCGCCUCCUUUCCAACCCAAUGGAGUCAUUACUGCUUAUCGAGUUUACGUUGACGACCGCCUACAUGUCGGCGUAGACAACAGCUCGGGGUCUUACCUGCUGGGCAAUCUGAUGCCUUUUACUGUUUACAACAUUCAGGUGGAGGUGUGCACUGUUUAUGCGUGCUUGAGGAGUAAUGUUACUCAGACAACCACCGUGGAGGACUUACCCGCCGACAUGACCACACCGCACGCUCAAGUACUCAGUCCGAGGGUUGUCAAAUUGGAUUGGUCACCUCCGGGCCGACCGAAUGGCAUCAUACUCGGCUACGAUGUCUUAAAACGGACCUUGGGGUCAUGUGGCUCUAGGUCAGCGGAGGUCACGCCCUAUGUGAGGAAAGAGUCAGGAGAUUCAGAUGGCGUGAUUUUCAGAUGCUCCUACUUGCAGUGUCCUGCUACUCAUCAUGUGUGUGGCACAUCUUGCUUCCACCCUGACCAACAGGUUUGCUGCACUGGAAUGUUAUACGAGAAGAUGCCACAUCAUUACUGUUGUGCCGGGCACUAUCUGAGCUUUACUAAUUCUACCAAUCCAGUUUGCUGUGAUGGCAAACUGUUGCCAACUCUGCCUCACCAUCACUGCUGUGGGGGAUACUAUGUUCACCUGAAAGCUAAUGAAUACUGCUGCCCCGACCACUCGCAGGGCCGUGUCUCAGUGGGGCCUGGGGACAGCUGCUGUGGGGGCGCUCCUUACGCCACCAAAGGCGGACAGCUGUGCUGCAGUGGGAGCCUCCACGAUGGUUACAGAGUCCAGUGUUGCGGAGGCCACAUUGUAGAUGAUGCACUCGUCUGCUGUGGUGGUGCUGAAGAAGGACAAGCGCAUGCGUACAUUCCAGGUUUUUCCUGCUGUGCUCAAGAGUAUAUCAAUUCUUCUACAUCUCUUUGCUGCAUGGACAGUGAUGGAAUUCCAACAAUACAUCCAUCGGGCAAUAGUACUGUCAGACUGAAGUGUUGUGGGUCAAAGGUUGUGCUUCAAGAGCAAGAGUGCUGCAAUGGAAUUGGUUUUGACUCGCAACGACAUGUGUGUGCCAGCAGGCCCACGCCGGGCCUUUUGAUGGAGAGUGAGUGUUUCCAGGGUGCCCUGUGUCCAGUGUCAGCAUCCUCCACAGCAUACUGUGGUUCCUGUGACAUUGACCCAUCUACGACCGCCUGCACAUGGGUCAUGUCUGCACAUCCUGACACUCCCUCCGCUUCAUACUCGCCUACAAUGGAUGCCACAUCUGAGGCACUCAUCACAGGAUCCCCCACACACGCAAACAUCAGUCAUCUAAAUAAUGUCAUUUCGGUGAAUGAGCCGAGUUUGUGCAUGUCGCAUGAAGAGGUCGUGUACAGUGGGGAUGCCCAAAGAUGCACCUAUACAGAUUCAGACUUGGAGCCCUUCACCACCUACGAGUACAGAGUGAGGGGCUGGAACAGUUUUGGCCGAUGCUCCAGCAAUGUGAUCACAGUGACCACCGCUGAAGACAAACCAUGGGGAGUGCCCCCACCUCGGUGGAGACCCCUGAAUGAGCGGAGGGAUGUCAUCCAGUGGCGUUGGCAAGCACCUGCUAGACCUAACGGAGUCAUAACCCACUAUGUGAUACUACGUGAUGGACAAGAGCGUUACCGCGGCGAUGAGAACAGCUUCACAGAUGUGGGUGGGAUCAGACCUUUCCAGGAAUUUAGUUACCAACUGAGGGCUUGCAACAGGGCCGGGUGCACUGAUAGUGCAAAGAUGGUGGCAGUAACAGUUCAAGGAGUCCCAGAGGGGGUGCAGUCUCCAGUGGUAAGAGCUUUGAGCCCCUCCUCUCUUCACUUGAGCUGGGUCCGACCCACGAGUCUCAAUGGAAGAGUGCAGCAGUAUCACCUGAACCAAACCGGUCUUGGCACCACCAUAUUUACACACACAGAAGCACCCGGAAAUUUUACACUGACUGGUUUGCAUCCAUUCACAGACUACACUUUUGUGCUGGUGGCCUGCACAGCUGUGGGAUGUGGCACCAGUUCACCUUCCACAGGACGCACCCUGCAAGCCUCCCCCACUGGUGUGUGGUCGAGGCCCAGACACAUGAUCGUCAACGCAUCUGUAGUGGAACUGUUCUGGGAUCCGCCCGUCAGACCCAACGGACUGGUCACCCGGUACAGACUGCGCAGAGGCGGUCACAUCAUUUUUACCGGGGACUACCGUGAUCAGAAUUAUACCGACGUUGGCCUCCUGCCAAACCGCAGAUAUGUUUAUGAACUGGAGGCCAUCACAGGCGGCGGCUCUGGUUUGAGUGACAAAUAUGUUAUAAGAACACCAUACUCAUGCCCCACUGGGAUCCCAGCCCCACACAACGUGACAGUCACCGGCCCCCACUCCAUCUCCUUGGCCUGGGACCCUCCUGCCUAUUUCAACAAUAGCCAGCCCGUCAAUUAUAACAUCUUGUUGAAUCCCGGACGUGAAGGUGCCACAAUCCAUGCUACAGGCCAAAAGCAGAACCUCGAUGUUAAAGGACUUCAACCAUUCACUGCUUACGAUGUCCGUGUGCAGGCUUGUCAAGAUGGGGGUUGCGGCGUCGGAGAAGCUGCGCAUGUUUGCACUUUUGAAGCUUCACCUCAACAUCUAUCACCGCCCUCGGUUAACGCAGCUGGUUCGAGUUUCCUGGAGAUCCGUUGGUCUCCCCCACAAAAGCCCAAUGGCAUCAUCACGUCCUACCAUAUAUACAGGUCCCCAAUGGAAACGGAGGAGGAACUGCUGGUUUUCAUCUGGUCUAGUGGACCACUAGAGUUUUUCGACGCCAGCCCCUCCUUGCAGCCGUUCACCUACUACCAGUACAGACUUUGUGCCUACAAUUCUAAAGGCUCGGUUCAAAGCCAAAGCACGUCAGCUCGGACCCUGUCAGCACGGCCAAGAAAUAUGACCACCCCUGCUGCCACACCCACUGGUGCAUACUCGAUCCACCUGAAAUGGAGUGAGCCACAACAGCCCAACGGUAUCAUUUCUCACUAUAAACUACUUUACAAGAAGCACCAGCCCGACCCGACAUUCAACUCACCUGCCGCACUUGCACUUACUGUAGAGGGUUUAGUCCUCGAAGCAACCGUUUUUGGCCUUGAGCCCGACAGUGAAUAUAGUCUACAAGUGGAAGCUGUAAAUGAAGCAGGCAGUGUGUCAAGUCAAUGGGUUGGCGCGAGGACCCUGGAGGCUUCUCCUGCUGGACUGGCUAACUUCAGUGUGGAGCAGAAAGAGCAGGGCAGGUCAUUGCUGCUCAACUGGGAUCCACCAAGUUCUCCAAAUGGAGUCAUCACGAUGUACAAUUUGUACAGCGAGGACAACCUGGAGUUCAGCGGGCUUUCACGCAGCUUCCUGUUUCGCCGCUUGGAGCCUUGGACGACGUACACUCUGACUCUCGAAGCUUGCACGUCAGCCGGGUGCACACGUAGCCCACCUCAGCAUGUCACCACUGCUGCAGCUCCACCCGCCUCACAGCCCCCGCCUGCGCCCCUUUCUGUGGGUUCAGACCACGUGUGGCUCACCUGGGAAGGUCCCGCUCAGCCCAAUGGGCCCAUCUACGAGUACCACCUACUGGGAAGAAAUGCCGAUCAGGUGGGGAGGGGGAGAAGCAGAGAAGAGGAUGCUAAGAGAGAAAAAGUGCUGUUCCGAGAAUCAUCCCCACAAGAAAACGACACUUUCUCCUUCACAGUGACCGGGUUGCGUCCUUGGACUCGGUACGAGUUCGCCGUACGUACUCACAACCCCGCUGGCCACACUCAGAGUUCCUGGAUAACGGUAACGACCAGGCAGGCCCCGCCUCGCGGCCUUGCCCCGCCGACCGUGAGUCACCUUCAGGGCCGACCCAGUGAAUUGGUGGUGUCAUGGGUGCCUCCUCUGGAACCCAACGGCGUGCUCCAGUCUUACAGGAUCCAGAGGAAUAAUAUCAGCUUCUCCUUUAGUUUUGACCCAACCGUGCUCAGCUACACCGACGAGGAUCUUCUUCCUUUUGCGAGAUAUAGUUAUUCAAUCACAGCGUGCACAUCUGAGGGCUGCAUCACAAGCCCUCCCACCAACAUUACAACCUUAGAGGCUCCCCCCACAACAGUGGAGGCUCCCACAGUGAACUCCAUUACAUCCAGCAGUAUGGACAUUUCCUGGACUCCACCACCCACCCAGAAUGGGGAGGUAACCGAAUAUGUACUCGAGGUGAACAAUGAAGAGGCUUAUCGAGGUAGAGAACUGAAGACCAUGCUGGUAGAUCUUCAUCCUCACACGUCCUACCAGCUUGUACUGCUGGCAUGUACCAGCGGUGGAUGCGCCGCCAGUCCAAAAACAUCCACAGUGACGGAGGAGGCUCCUCCUUUGGACAUGCACAUCCCCACUCUAAAGGUCACCGGUCCCGAGUCAGUAGAAGUAAGCUGGGCACCACCACAGAAUCCCAAUGGCAUCAUCACAGGCUACGAACUCCGCAGAGAUGGCCAAGUAAUCUACGUGGGCCCGGAGACUCAUUACCACGACUUCACUCUUGUGCCCAAUGUGGAGUACAGCUACUUUGUCAGGGCCAACAAUAGCCGAGGAGCUGUGAGUAGCGCUGAAGCCUCAGCCCAGACUCACCCAGCUGCCCCUUCGGGUGUCGGGCCCCCCUUGCUGUCACCUCUGGGGCCCAAUCAGGUGAAAGUGGAGUGGAAUAUUCCCGCCCGUCCUAAUGGAGAUAUUAUUAGUUACACGAUAUAUCACAGGGAGCCCAUCCUGCUCGGUGGGAAUAACACCGUGUACACUCCAAAGGACGACGUCUUCUCCAAGAGACACACCACUCUGCAGGGGCUCGCUCCCUACCGCAGGUAUGAGGUGAGGGUGGAGGCAUGCACGGAGCUGGGCUGCUCCUCCAGCGACUGGGCGUCCAUUCUCACGCCAGAGGCUCCCCCCACCGGACAGACGGCGCCACUGUUAGACCUGCAAGCUGACCCCCACACUGGCCUCCAGACCACCUUCCUGCUUACCUGGUCCCCUCCAGCUCAACCAAAUGGGAGGAGCCCAGGUUACGAGGUGUACCGCAGACUGGAGCUCACCGCCGAUAGCCGUGGAAAUGACGUGGCGACUCUUGUCUACAAUUCUUCAUCCACAAGCUGCAAGGAUGAGGGGCUCCUGCCAUUUACUGCUUAUGAGUACCAGCUGUGGGCAGUGAACUCGGCCGGCCGUUCAUCUAGUCCGUGGGUCAGCGGGAGAACCGGCCCCGCCCCGCCCGAGGGGGUCGCUCCGCCUAGUUUACGACACGUCUCGGCAACCACGGCCGUGGUGGAAAUGCGUCCUCCGGCCCGGCCCAAUGGUGUCGUCAGCCUUUACCGUGUGUUCUCGCUGGACCGUAACGACCACGUCACUCUGCUCUCAGAGGGAACAUCCCAUCAACAUACACUUCAUGGUUUACUGCCUUACACGCAGUACAGGGUCGGAGUGGAGGCCUGCACCUGUUAUCAGUGCUGUAGCCAGGGACCUGUGGUUGAGCUGCGCACCCUGGCCGCACCCCCAGCUCGCCAACCACCUCCCCGUCCCGUCACACUGACCUCACGCUCUGCUCAACUUGCCUGGUUUGAGCCUCUGGAACCCAACGGAAUCAUCGAGAGCUGUGAGCUUCAUCGUAGAACAGCCUGCCCGCAACCCCCCCAGCCUGUGAGCCAACCUUGUGUCACUGGCCCAGCAGACAUCACGUUCUUUGGCAAGAGGCGGAGCUACAAUGUGACAGGUCUUCAGCCAUAUUCUGCCUAUGAGCUUCGAGUAGCCUGCUUUAACAACAUGGGCAGCACCGCCUCCAACUGGACCACCGUCGUUACCCUCAGUGAAGCUCCUCAGUAUGUGUCGCCGCUGUCGGUGGGCAGCAACCUGACGGUCAUUUGGCUUGACUGGACCGGCUCCUUCUCCCUGAACGACUACCUGAGGCAGUAUACGGUGACGGAGAGCCAGCUCAGGAUCUACAGCGGCUUCCACAGCUAUCUUCAUGUUCCACGCAAGUCAGAGAAAACGCUGUCAUUUCAGGUGACUUGUACCACAGACAGUGGCAGUGCCACCACUCCCACUGUCAGAUACAGCCCCGCUUCAGGCCUGGGUCCUGUUGAUCCAGAGGACGCAAGUAAAGAGGGAGCAAGCAUGCCAGCAGCUCCAGUCUAUUCUGAGCUGUGGUUCAUUUUGCUUUUGGCGCUGCUAGGGCUCUUUGUGCUGGCCAUCCUGUCGGGCCUUCUGCUGCAAAGAGCUCUGAGGAAGAAUCCAUCAGCCAGAGAUCGCCCUCCUCUGGUCAUGCUUCAGAAGAGCAGGAAGGCGGGAGGAGAGACAUACACGUUUGACACUGUAGCAGACUGUGUUGAGAUCAACAACGUAACACUUAAAAGCUACACUGUGUAUACUGAGGGCCUGUCCGACACCAAGAUAGUGGGCGGUGGCUCGGCAUUCAACCCCAUGUCCGUCCUGAGGGUCCCCAGGCAAUCGGACCUGAGCCAGGCCUACUCCCAUCAUCCCUUGCACCACAGCCUGAGCCAGCUGAUUGACAGGAAAGCUCUGGUGACGGAAGAGGGCUGCUGGGACAACCCUCUGGGACCGGCACUGUACAUGGAGGAAGACUUUGCGGAUACCAUCAAGUCUUUAAGUUGUGUGAGAAAGGAGCGUUCCACUUUCACUGACACUCAUCUUUAAGGACACUGCGCCCAAUCAGGUAUCAUUCAUUCAUGGUUGAAAAGAAUACACAACAAAACAGCUCUAAUUUAGCCUCACAUUUUUAUGUGUAGUUUUAGUUGAUUUUCUUGUUGUUAGCUGCUUCUUCAAGUUACUGUGCCUCAUUUAAAGACUCACCAGUCGCCCCGUAGAUGACUUCUAAGGCCUUGUUUUUAUGUUACUUUUUAAAUGCCAACUAUUUCUGAGAUGAACUGCUGUUUUCAUUUAACUACAGUGAGGUCAUUUUGAUUGUGCACAGGUUUCGUGCGAGUUUAGCCUUUAGUGGAGCAUACGGUGCAGUUAGAACUUAGCUGUGGUGCUUGUUAUACGGUGUAUGUGAGACUCCAGUAUUUAUUAGAUGACUUUUUGUUCUGGACAAACCUGAAGCCUAAUGUAUUAUGACAUUGUUUUUUAUUUUGUUACUGUGGCAGUAUUAUUUAUGUUUGCUGUAAAUUAAUAAUGUGUAGAUGAAGGCAAAUAUAAGCGAUG